Messenger RNA from Hippoglossus stenolepis (Pacific halibut), 2622 nucleotides. RefSeq names its product iroquois homeobox 6a (gene irx6a). NCBI's taxonomy places the organism in Eukaryota, Metazoa, Chordata, Actinopteri, Pleuronectiformes, Pleuronectidae. Gene Ontology annotation, molecular function: RNA polymerase II cis-regulatory region sequence-specific DNA binding; DNA-binding transcription factor activity, RNA polymerase II-specific. Bases 585 to 2063 code for a protein of 492 amino acids. The record is from RefSeq and is a predicted model, not a curated record. Gene Ontology annotation, biological process: cell development; regulation of transcription by RNA polymerase II; neuron differentiation. The transcript has 7 exons. Gene Ontology annotation, cellular component: nucleus.
GGACGUGAUUGGCAAAGACAUUAUUCUAUCCUUGGUACCCUGCCGUUCCGGGAUUACAGUGACGUCACGCUGAUACCCUUGCAUGGACGAAUGCUAAAGAACUAUGGAGCCACAAAUAAUAGCACAAGCAGAGUCCAUAUCUUGCAAGUCUUACGUUAUCCUUUAAGCCUCCUUCAGCUAACACAACAACAACAAUUUUUUUUUUUUUUGCACUUAAUGACGCUUAAUUUCAUUUCUUUAUCGGGUCCUUUGGGGGGGAUUAUUCAUUCAUAUAAAACAAUCUGCAGCUGGUGCCAGCCCAAAAGUCUCCCUCCUGUGAGUGAAGUCAUCUAUUAUUGAGCGAAAGGCCGUGCGUGGAAAUGUGUGUAAGACGGUGGAUUUGAAGUAGAAUUGGUUGCAAUCGAUCAAGGGUGAAGAAUAUUGCUGAUGGUAACAAAAGAAGCAGCUAUGUCUUUCUCGCAAUUUGGAUACCCAUACAAUGCAACUUCACAGCGCACCAGCCACAUUCAUUACAGCGCUUGUCACAGACAUCCAGAUAUAGGAGCCGGCACAGCCAAUGACCAUGUCUGUCCACGAUUCUCUUCAUGCAGUUUUUCGUGUCGGCAAACCCCAGUACGACUUGCUGCGAUUCGAUUUCCAGGUCGGUGUCUGACGGGACGGCGGGAGGCUCCCAGACCGCCGCUGCCGCCGCCGCCGCCGCCGCCUCCUUCUGCUGCCCGUCCUACGAGAACCGGCUCCUGGCGAGCAGCCGGACGGAGCUGAACGCGGCGCUGGGGAUGUACGGCUCCCCUUACGCCGCCGCGGCCGCCGCCAGCCAGAACUACGCCAACUACUUCCCCUACAGCACCGACCCAUCCGCCAUCUACUCCUCUCUGAAUCCACAGUAUGACAUCAAGGACAGCACAGCCACUUUACACUCUGGCAUCACUCAGACUGCUGCAUACUACCCUUAUGAUCCUUCACUGGGACAGUAUCAAUACGACAGGUACGGGACAGUAGACUUUAAUGGCACGGCCAGACGGAAGAACGCAACUCGCGAAACCACCAGCACCCUGAAAACAUGGCUGUAUGAGCACCGCAAGAACCCCUACCCCACGAAGGGAGAGAAGAUCAUGCUGGCCAUCAUCACCAAGAUGACCCUCACCCAGGUGUCCACCUGGUUCGCCAACGCCAGGAGGAGGCUAAAGAAGGAGAACAAGAUGACCUGGUCACCAAAGAAUAAGGCCAGUGAUGACAGGAAGGACGACCUGAAAAGCGACCAAGACUGCGUCACCAAAGAUUCUAGUGAUUGCAAGGAUGAAAAGGAUCUGCAUCUGAGUGAUCUGGACGACAUGGACGGAGAUGACUGUGACAAGCUGGACAGUGACUCUGAAAAGGGAGCUGCAGACGAGCAGGACCUCCAAAGGGCCAUGGCAGUAUCCGGAGUCCCUCAAAAAAGAGACUGCAGCUCUGAGCUGCAAUUGAGUUUAGCCAACAGCUUCCACGCAUUCCCCUGUGCCAUUAAAGGCCUCACCACUCUUCCUCCUCUCCCAUCCGACUUCCUGGAUCCUGUGGAGUCCAAGGCACCCUCCUCGACCGGCCCCACGGCAGGAACUCUCUCCCUGUCCCACUUUGAAGCAUCGGACAAGCCGCGGAUCUGGUCUCUGGCUCGCACGGCGGCCUCAGGGGUCAUACUGAGCCCUCAGCAGCACGGCUCUGAGCUGAGGACAGGCAGCUCAAUCGGGGACUGCCAGCUCCAGAGCAACAGGCUUAGCGGGGCUCCGAUGGGACAGUGUGGGGGUAUGAGAGGCCUCCAUGAAGCCAUCAGCGUCACCAAUGCUGAGAGCCCCUUCUCUGAGGGCUCAUCCUUGCACUCGAAAGUCUACGGCACUGGCAGCUACAGUCACAAGGGCCUCCAACUGCACUGCUCAUCCUAUGCUGCACUCCAAGACACAUGUCAAUACUCCUCCAUUGAAGGAUUCUCUGGUGGCAAAGCAGAGACGCAGUCGUCGGACCUCAGCGAAGCCUGCGGGACCGUGCAGGAUGACAAGGUCACUGCAUUCAGGACGGUAAUGAAGAGGUGAAGCAGAUCUCUGGAAACUGCACCACCAUAAAUAAAGGGACAUUUAUUAUGCACUAAAGGACACACUGGUAGAGCCUCAGUAGGACGCAUGGGAGCAACCUGGCGCCGCUGCAGUGAGAGCUGUCAAACUGUGGACGUGGCCAUCAUUUUGCACAACAUUGUUUUCUAUGGUGUUCAAAGACUUUAUGCAAAAAAAAUUCUACAUGCAAAGGUAUGAAACUGGCCAAGUGAAAACGGCCGAAUUUGUGUAUGGCAAUCGUGUAGUGUAGCAAAACGUAUUUAUUUCUCUGUGUUUCUCUGUAUUUAUUCUUUUUUUUGUCAUGUUGUCUGUUUGUCUGUUAAUUAUUUAAAUGUGUUUAUCGGUUGGAUUCCUUUAAGUAUUUGUGUUAUAUGUUCAACUGUGGCUUCGUGUCAUUUUGCCUGAUGUAAAGCUGACUUUAAAAGGACUGGGUCCCCCUGUGACUUUUGGAGAUUUGUUUUGUCAUUGUGUUAAAAAUGUGAGCUUCUCCUGUGUUUUACCGUGAAUGAUUUUUUUCUAACAAUACAACUUUUUUCCAAGA